AUGUUAAAUGGAGUCUGGCAGACAAGGUCAAAAUCAGAUGUGUCUGGGUCAGAGGCUUUUAAAAACAACAUCACACUUUUUACAAGGAUCCUGGACCGACUGCUGGAUGGCUAUGAUAACAGGCUGAGACCGGGUCUUGGAGAUCGAGUGACAGAGGUAAAGACUGAUAUAUACGUGACCAGUUUUGGGCCAGUGUCGGAUGCAGACAUGGAGUACACAGUGGAUGUGUUCUUCCGCCAGCGCUGGACAGAUGAGCGGCUGAAGUUCCACGGGCCAAUGAACAUCCUACGGCUCAAUAAUCUGAUGGCCAGUAAGAUCUGGACCCCUGACACUUUCUUCCACAAUGGCAAGAAGUCUGUGGCUCAUAACAUGACUAUGCCAAACAAAUUACUGCGGAUCAUGGAAAAUGGGACACUACUUUACACCAUGAGGCUGACUGUGCAGGCAGAAUGUCCAAUGCAUUUGGAGGACUUCCCCAUGGACUCUCAUUCAUGUCCACUGAAGUUUGGCAGCUAUGCAUAUACUCUGACAGAGGUGACCUAUGUUUGGACACGAAAUGCCACGCUUUCAGUAGAGGUGGCUCCAGACGGAUCAAGGUUGAACCAGUAUGACUUGAGGGGCCAAACUGUUGGCAAAGAAACGAUUAAAUCCAGUACUGGGGAAUAUACAGUGAUGACAGUUCAUUUCCAUCUGAAGAGGAAGAUUGGGUAUUUUGUUAUCCAAACUUACUUGCCCUGCAUCAUGACUGUCAUUCUGUCCCAGGUCUCCUUCUGGCUUAACCGUGAAUCAGUACCUGCUCGAACAGUUUUUGGUGUGACUACAGUGCUCACAAUGACCACUCUGAGUAUCAGUGCUCGUAACUCAUUGCCUAAAGUAGCCUAUGCCACUGCGAUGGACUGGUUCAUUGCUGUGUGCUAUGCCUUUGUCUUCUCUGCCCUCAUUGAGUUUGCAACAGUCAACUAUUUCACCAAACGCGGCUGGGCCUGGGAUGGCAAGAGCAUUCUUAAUGACAAGAAAAAAGAGGGCUCUGUUAUGAAGAAGAACAAUGCUUAUGCAGUCGCUGUGGCAAACUAUGCUCCCCACAUCGGUAAGGAUUCAACUUUGCCCACCGUUUCCAAGAGCGCUCCAGCAGAGCCCACUAAAGCUCAGCCCGUGGCUAAAGAGAGCAAGAAGACCUUCAACAGCGUAAGCAAGAUCGACCGCAUGUCCCGCAUCAUCUUCCCUGUGCUUUUUGGCAGCUUCAACCUCGUCUACUGGGCUACAUAUCUCAACAGAGAACCUGUCAUUAAGAACAUGGUUCCCUCUCACUGACCAUUCUAUUAAAUAUGAAUAUACACACACGCACACAUGCACAAAGACACACAUAUUAAAACAUUGCUUAGCUUUUGUACCUGUUUAGUAUAGUGUAACGCUUGCCAUUUUUGUCUUACUAUUGAAAGUUUAUACCAUGUACCAUGUCCAUCGUUUUAGAUUUUCACUGCCAGACCAAUAUUCAGAAUGAUAACAUGCCUUUUUAUUCGGUUAAGACUGUUGAUUAAAAUUACAUUUAUUUUAUUUUAUUUUAUUUUAUUAGACAAAUAUAAAGCAUUUUUCGUACAAGAUUCAGUAUUUAUUUAAUUUUUUAUUUUACCUGUUUCCUUCCAAAGUAAUAGAAUCUAUAUAUAAUAAGAAGAGUAUAUCACCUCUUACACCCUUGUGGCAAUUUGAGUAGAGUAAGUCAAAUAUAUGGAUUUCUCCCUUGACCAGCCCCCCCGCCCCACACACACACAUUUUAUUUAUUUAUCAUUCCCUUACUUGAAUGUAGUGUUAAAAAGAAAGUAACUCAGCACUCUGUCUGGGUCUGUAUCACUUAGAUGCAUUUAAUGCAAGCAAUGUAUUGCAAAUGUUUUUCGAAUGAAUUUCUUACACUUUCUUUAUACAUUUUAAGAUUGAUACAAUUAUCAUACAUAAAUAUGGCCAGAUGGCUGACUAUAUUUAUAUAAGAUAAUUUUGUCGAUCUUAAAAUGUCUCAUUUGUAAUUUUUGUUUAGAAAAAAAGUCUAAUUUUUUUCCAAUGUUAAAAUAAAUUAUGUUAGACAGAGCAAUCUAUUAUAUCUAUCUAUUGUAACAAUUUAGCAUGAGUGCACACUAGCACAUUUCUGGCUCCCCAUGUAGCAUUUUCAAACAAAAUGUGGAACUUUAUAUAUUUUUAAAUCAGUUUAUGAAACUGAAACACACUACUGACUUUGUUCUCUUGGACAAGACAAAACAUUUUAGCUGGAGUGUU
Molecule: messenger RNA, 2265 nt
Organism: Ictalurus furcatus (blue catfish)
Lineage: Eukaryota; Metazoa; Chordata; Actinopteri; Siluriformes; Ictaluridae
Gene: gabra2a
Product: gamma-aminobutyric acid type A receptor subunit alpha2a
Exons: 9
Coding region: 1-1311 (436 amino acids)
Biological process (GO): regulation of postsynaptic membrane potential; synaptic transmission, GABAergic; nervous system process
Cellular component (GO): postsynapse; synapse; dendrite membrane
Molecular function (GO): benzodiazepine receptor activity; GABA-gated chloride ion channel activity; inhibitory extracellular ligand-gated monoatomic ion channel activity
Source: RefSeq, a predicted model, not a curated record